AUGGAUAUCAUCAGCAUUUAUGCCAUCACCGCGGGCGGUGUUUUUGUCACUCUUUUCCUGCUCAGUGUUCUUCCGCGUUUAUAUCUGUUAUUUAAAAACAUUGAAGUGUACAUUUCUCGAUAUGUGAUAUUUCCAUUCUUUCUUCGUCGCCAUCGCUUCCUUGGGCCAUGGACACGUGGGGCUGUUCUAAUUCACCUUUUCUACACCGGGAUCAACUUGUUCUGUCUCUGCUUCGGUGUCUCUUCGCCAACACAAUUUGCAGAUAGAUCAGGGACUCUGGCUGUGGUCAACAUGGUCGCUUUAUUUGCGGCGGGACACGUGAGCUUCUACUCCGAUAUAUUGAGUAUUUCUCGCCACACGUGCCUCCAGAUCCACCGGGGCACUGCUUGGAUGGGGGCCGGAUGUGUAGUAGGGCUCACACUCUUUGCACUGCCGUAUAUUCGCCGUCACAUCUUUGAAGUGUUCCUUCGAACCCAUCAGGUCCUUGCAUAUAUUCUUUUAUAUGCGACGUGGCGGCAUGUUCCAUCUGGGAAUCGCCUUUUGAGGAUUUGUAUCAUUACCACAUUCGUGUUGCUCUCAAUAGCGCUGCUACUACAGCUUGGCUUUCUGAUCUAUCACAAUAGAUUCUUCUCGUUGCAUCGAUGGCCUCGGGCGCGGGUUUCCUGUAACCGCCCCAAAAUUGAAGGGAAAAAUGAUUCUGACGUAAUCAUUCAAGUUCGUGUGGCCCUCACACGUCCGAUGAGGAUUAAGGCGGGACAGCACAUCAAUUUAUGGAUGCCUUCGGUGACCUGGUGGUCAUGGGCGCAAGUGCCUCCAUUCAUGGUCACAUCGUGGUCCCACAGCGCCCAGGAGACGUUGGACCUACUGAUUCAGCCACGAAGUGGGUUUUCUCGCGAAUUACUGAAGCACGCCCGUGCUGCUCCACAGGGAUCAGCUUCAUUGUGCGCGUUCAUUAUUGGACCCCAUGGCAUGAGCAACAAAGUUGAUCGUUAUGAGAGUGUUGUGCUCGUGGCCAAUGAUUUUGGUAUCGCGGCUGCCAUUCCUUAUCUCAAAAAGCUCGUCUAUAGCUAUAACACGUCGGCAUCUCGAACAAGAAGAGUGCAUCUUGUCUGGGAGGUUGAUACUCUUGACAUCGCCAUCGCAGUGCAAGCAACUCUGAACAGUCUACUGGAAGAUGACAUCUUAAAGAAGCGUUACAUCUUGACCAUCUCGAUCUAUGUAAGAUUUGGUCAGAUCAUUGGCGACGUGAUGAAAUUUGGGAACCACGACCGAGCUGUUGUCUACAACCGACGUGCAAAUUAUGAUCAGAUUCUACGUGCGGAGUUGUCUGGAAAGCUCAUUGAAAGACUUCCGAACGCUCAAGAAGAGAAGGGAGAGUCGUUAGUGAUAGUGGCAGCGUCCAGUCGGGUCCGCGACCAGGUUCGAUUAGUCCUUCGAGACUAUGUACACCAGAAAGCAAAAAUGGCAGUUCUUGAGUAUCAGCCUUGAGCAAUCAUUGAAAAUCAUCGACUCGCGGCGGAAUUAAUGCCCCAAUUUGAGUUUCCUGACUGCCUAGAUCUCUGUAGUUACUUUCAUACAUCCGCACCAUUCACUUAAGGC
Molecule: messenger RNA, 1599 nt
Organism: Talaromyces stipitatus ATCC 10500
Lineage: Eukaryota; Fungi; Ascomycota; Eurotiomycetes; Eurotiales; Trichocomaceae
Exons: 5
Coding region: 1-1488 (495 amino acids)
Biological process (GO): iron ion transport; copper ion import; intracellular iron ion homeostasis
Cellular component (GO): plasma membrane
Molecular function (GO): ferric-chelate reductase activity
Source: RefSeq, a predicted model, not a curated record